AUGGAUUUGUACCUGGUUGGAUAUCUCAUGUGGAUGUGGUUGUCCAGCUCUUGGGUGCUUGGAGGCUAUCCCAUCUGGUGGUCCCUGGCCCUGGGGCAACAGUACUCAUCUCUAGGAUCUCAACCCAUCUUGUGUGGCUCCAUUCCCGGCCUGGUGCCCAAACAACUGCGCUUCUGCCGCAAUUACAUUGAGAUCAUGCCCAGUGUAGCAGAGGGAGUCAAACUGGGAAUCCAGGAGUGUCAGCACCAGUUUCGUGGCCGCAGGUGGAACUGCACAACAAUCAAGGACAAUCUUGCCAUAUUUGGUCCGGUACUUGAUAAAGCUACAAGAGAGUCUGCAUUUGUCCAUGCCAUUGCAUCAGCCGGAGUGGCAUUUGCGGUCACGCGCUCAUGCGCAGAGGGGACGUCCACAAUGUGUGGCUGUGACUCGCACCAUAAAGGCCCACCAGGAGAAGGAUGGAAGUGGGGUGGCUGCAGUGAGGAUGCUGAGUUUGGGGUUCUUGUGUCACGGGAGUUUGCUGAUGCUCGGGAGAACCGACCAGACGCUCGGUCAGCCAUGAACAGGCACAACAAUGAGGCAGGACGGAUGACCAUCCUGGAAAACAUGCACCUUCGCUGUAAGUGCCAUGGACUCUCAGGCAGCUGUGAGGUGAAGACCUGCUGGUGGGCACAGCCUGACUUCAGGCUGUUAGGAGACUACCUUAAAGACAAGUAUGACAGUGCCUCUGAGAUGGUGGUGGAGAAACACCGGGAAUCCCGGGGCUGGGUGGAGACUCUACGUGCGAAAUACGCAUUCUUCAAACACCCCACAGAGAGAGACCUGGUGUACUACGAGGGAUCGCCGAACUUUUGCGAGCCGAACCCAGAAACGGGCUCGUUCGGCACCCGCGACCGCAUCUGCAACGUUUCGUCGCACGGCAUCGAGGGCUGCGACUUGCUGUGCUGCGGUCGUGGCCAUAACACACGGACAGAGAAACGCAAAGAGAAAUGUCACUGCAUCUUUCACUGGUGCUGCUAUGUCAGCUGCCAGGAGUGUGUGAGAGUCUACGACGUUCACACGUGUAAAUAAAAGGAGCGGGUGGAGAUGACAGGGACCUGUGGACAUUAAAGAAAGAGAAAUGGAGAGGCGUUCAAAUUCAGAUUACCUACACACACUCACAAUGAUGUAUGAUGACGACACACAGAUAACAGUGGGACUUCUGAACUACGACCUUUUACUAAUGUGCCCUUUGAUAUCCACAUCCCAAAAGCGACAUAUUUGGCGAUGCUCGCAGUGAUCGUCAUGUUUACUACUGUAAUUCUUCUCCAAAAUCCUGGCAAGCAUUGCAACGCCUGGGCUCUUUCCCACAAUUCGCUGUUAUCAUUCAGACUCCUUUAUCUGUAACACCAUCUCUCUGAUCAUCUCGCCCUAUUGCCCAGAGGCUGAAACAGGAUCAGUCCACCUCUGCUUACUGACACACAGUGACACUAAGCAUGCAUGAAAGACAUAAAAGCAGGACUAGAAAGUCCUGGUUAACUACUGAAUGCAGGCCCUCUCAUAAGCUCUGCUGUACUACUACUGAAUCCAAUGUAAUGCCAAUGCUUUCUCCAUGGCCCCCUAGAUUUCUCAAUCUGCAAAUGGGCCAGUACUAGCGGCAAGCACAGAAAUGACAUGAGCCCUCGGACACGCUUCUAAAUCUAAAAGAGAAACAUGUUUUAUGGAAUCUAUUGCACACUACAAUGCAAAUCCCAUUCCAUAUUACCAUAUAUGUUUUACACUGUUUGCUACAUUGAGACUCCUGUUUAUCUGCUUUAUAUAGCGGACAGGGGAUGCAAUCGAUACAUUAGCACAGGAUGCUGCAGGCGGUGAAGCAAAAUGGUGAGAAGUCACUGUGGGUACAACUCUGUCCCCCUUCAGAAUGUUGGUAUUUUGUAUAGGAGCAGAACAU
Triplophysa dalaica is the source of this 1927-nucleotide messenger RNA. It is a transcript of the gene wnt3, whose product is annotated as wingless-type MMTV integration site family, member 3. The transcript is spliced from 4 exons. Gene Ontology annotation, cellular component: extracellular region. Gene Ontology annotation, biological process: canonical Wnt signaling pathway; neuron differentiation; cell fate commitment. The coding region runs from base 1 to 1068 and encodes 355 amino acids. NCBI's taxonomy places the organism in Eukaryota, Metazoa, Chordata, Actinopteri, Cypriniformes, Nemacheilidae. Gene Ontology annotation, molecular function: frizzled binding; cytokine activity. The record is from RefSeq and is a predicted model, not a curated record.